UUUGCUCUGAACCAAGUCUAAGUAUGGAUUCAGAUUCAGACCAGGAAGAUCCUGAUCCGGCAACAUUUUGUCAGGGAGUUUCAAAGACAUCCACACCAACCAAACGAACUUCAGGGCUUCAGAAUAAAGAUGACAACAAUGAAGAUUUCAGUAUUUCAAACUCCACUCCAUUGUGCGGUGACAGCUACUCACAGCUUGAAGAUCUUGAAAGCAGCUUCAUGGGAGUCAGCUUGAGUGAGGACCAAGCGAACCUCAGUGGGAUGUCUUUUCCAUCAUUGGAAGGAGAUCUAGACUUAAGUGGGCUGUCUUUUCUGUCCUUUGAAGGCGUUGAAGAGGAUUUGCAGGAAGAUAACAAAGAUGGACAGGAAACUGAGCAGGGACAGCCAGGAGAUCUAGACUUAAGUGGGCUGUCUUUUCCGUCCUUUGAAUACGUUGAAAAGGAUUUGCAGGAAGAUAACAAAGAUGGACAGGAAACUGAGCAGGGACAGCCAGGAGAUCUAGACUUAAGUGGGCUGUCUUUUCUGUCCUUUGAAGGCGUUGAAGAGGAUUUGCAGGAUGGACAGGAAACUGAGCAGGGACAGCCAGGUCCUGGAACAGUUGACCUUGGCAUAAAGCUACUUGAAACCUCCCGCUGUACAGAACACUGCGCCUACAACUUCUCUCCUAGAAGUUUAGAGGAGGUGCACAGGGCCUACAGGAAGAUCAAAACAGCUCAGCGUGUACAAUGGAUUGCUGCACAACUCCAAGUCAGCAUUGGAAAGAAGAAAAUUAAGCAUUUUCUUCUAGGAGAAAAGGUGUGUGCACAAUGCUGGAGGAAGCUGCAGGGGAUUUCUAUCGACACGUACUACAAAGGAAAGGAGAUGAAGCUGAAGCAGAAAAGUCCAAAAAAACAUGGCAACAAGGGCCGCUGGAAACCCCCCAUCAAAACGCAGAAAGCAGAGGCUUUCAUUGCCAACUUCGUGAAGUAUUAUGGCCAACACCAGCCAAACAAAAACCAGCAGCACAUGCCCACAUCCAUGUCAAGGAAAGAUGUGUGGAUACGCUACAAGCGACAACAAGAGACAAGAGAAGAUGAGACCAUACAAAGAAGUACCUUCUACAGGCUCCUCAGGAAGAGAUUCUCAUCUGUGAAGUUUCCCAAGGAAUCAAGGCAUGGGCAUUGCAAGGACUGCAAUAUGAUUCGAGACCAGUGUCGCCAUGCAAGAUCAGAUAGUGAAGUGGCGGAAGUAAACUUUCACAGGGACAGCCAUGCAAGUAACUACAAGGGAGCAAGACAGAAAUAUUACAAACACAAUCAGAAGGCCAUCGACUCGCCAGACAAGUACAUAAGCUUAAUGAUGGAUGGCAUGGACCAGAAAUCUACACGUGUCCCCCAUUUCGGGAAAGGCACAAAGGACACCAUCAAAGUGACACCACUGCCUCUCUACCUGGUUGGGGUCUUGUUGGCAUCCCCCGCAUUACUUUUUGUAUUCUUGGAUGCCAACUUGUUCCCACAUGGUAGCAAUCUAAGCGUGACAUGCCUCAGUAUGACCUUCCUGAAGAUGCUACAAAGUGGCAUUCGCCUGGGGACAACAUUGUACAUCCAAAUGGAUAAUUGCUAUCGUGAAUGUAAGAGCAAGUACAUACUGUUCUUUUGCUGGCUGUUGGUCAAGAGGAAGAUUUUUAAGAAGGUAAAGGUUUCUUACAUGAUGGUCGGACACACACAUGAUAAGAUUGACCAGCGUUUCAGUGUGCUCACACGAAGCCUGGAGGGCAAGAAUAUUACAACUGUUCCGAAGCUGUGCCAAGAGAUUCAGAAUACCUUCAAAGAGGUAGAAGGUACAGGAGGCCCAACAGUCAUUGAGGAGCUGUUUGAUGUGUCGUCCUGGAUGGAUGGAUAUCUUUGUGGAUACCACAACCACACAGAGCCUCGAGCCUUCCUGUUCAAACUAGGGCCUGAUGGGAAUUCUGUACUCCAGUUCUACAGAAUGCACUCGAACCAACACAAAAACUGGACCAUCCUACCCAACUUUUUGAAGAACGAACCCCCAGUCACAUCCAUUCCACAGCUCUUGGCACCUGACUUUGGCCGCCAGGAUUUAAAACAACUGAGAACGGAUUUGGAAAAAUGUAUCGCUGAGCUAGAAAUAGAUGACCCAGAGAACAUUUACGAAUGGAGGCGAUUUUUCCAAAGACGCCAGGCGUUAGAAGACAAAUGGUCUAGGAGGCAGCAGCCAAGAACAACAUGGCCACUGAAGCAAUUGCAGGCAGCAAUCCAGCGUCAGAGACCGACAGUAUCUCAGCCAAGCUUGGUGAGGGACAUUCUACGGGCCAGGAUGGAAGCCGAGGCAGAACAUGUUGAGGUAUACACUGGAUACUACAAAGGUGCCAAAAAACCAGUCGCAAAGAGCAGAGCAAAGGCGCUGGAGAAGGAAUAUACCUCAAGAGCAUUAGAUAAUGACUGAACAUUAUUUUGGCAGGGAUUCCAAACAAGACUUGGGUAAAAGGUACAUUGUACAUUGUAGUUGAGUUCAAUAUACUGUAGUUGAAUGCUUUUUCUUAGUAGUUCUAUAACAUGGGGAGUUUUUCUCUCAGGAAACAAAUGUCUGGUUACGUUUUUACAUAAUGUAUAUCAUAUAUACAUGAUGUAUGUUUUAUGUGUUUUCACAAGGAAAGGCCAUGGUUAGUAAUGAUUUAGUUGUUUGGUUUGUGUACCUAAGUAUCCACCAGUAAGAAUGAUAAUAGUAUUGUGAAGUCUGGGUGGUAUGUCCCUCAGUCUAUAAAGUUUGUAGUAAUUGUUAAGCUUUUAAAACAUAUUUGUGUGUGACAAAGCAUUUUACAGGUGCAUUUUAUGGGAUGAGAAAGUGUUUUAAUCACAAGUUUUCUAAACAUCAGUCAUUAUCUACAGAUAGUCUGUUUCAUUGUCUGUCAACUACUGUAACAGUGAACACGUUAAAUGUUAGAAACAUAAGUUUGUAAGACCAAAGAAAGUGCCUGAGCAUGAUGCCAAAUAAAACUUCUGUCUACACAAGGAAUCUCUGUCCCUUUUGUUAAGUACAUUUUGUAAAGUUUGAAAUAAGUGUGAGGACUUUUCCACAUAUGUCAGUUAUUGAGUAGGUGUGCCACAUCUACUUGUACUAGCAUGUCACCCUUCAGGAGAAGAUGACUGUGGACAGUGUCAAAGGCUUUAAAUAGACAAAUUGAACAUGUAAUAUCGCAGGAAAAAGUCAACAUACAUGUAUAAGUUAUUUGCUUGUACUAGUGUUAGGCAAAAUGGAGAACUUCUGAUCAGGUGAUUACCAUGCGUAUAUAUUACUAAAAAUUGUUUAUCGAUACAAAACAAUAACUUCUGUCUUAGCCCAUCUUAGCCAGUGUGUAAUUGCUGAGACUGUGAAGGCUUUGUGCAGAUAAUCAAUGACAUGCUCUCUGUUGUACUUAUCCAGUUAAAGUCACUGAUAUCAUAGUAAAUUUAUGAAUCAAUGCAGUCAGUAUCAUGUUGUUUAUAACAAAAAAGAAAAUGUAUCAGAUCCCAUCCUUUGCUUAAGUACUUGAAGUUGCUACAACCUUAAACUUUAUGUUCUUUGUAUUAAAACACUAUGCAUCUAAAUAACAUGUGGCCAGAAUAAAAUCAUUAACCCAUCUGAUAAAACCAUGCAUUACUUCAGUGCUAUAAAACUGCUGCCAGCAGUUCAAUCCAAAAACUGAUAGUGAAUAGUUUGUAACUAUUUCUCAGACCAGAAAGCAUCAGAUUAUGCGUGCAAUUGCAUGAAGCCUUGUGAUACUAUAUGUCUAUAGUAUAGAAGCCCAAUGUAAGCCUAAAUAUCACCUGGUCCAGAACGUAGUAUGGUAUAAUAAUACAUGUAGUACUCUAAUACACAGUGGCAUUGUGGGUCACAAUUGGUGUUGGGCCCAGACC
Molecule: messenger RNA, 3895 nt
Organism: Branchiostoma floridae (Florida lancelet)
Lineage: Eukaryota; Metazoa; Chordata; Leptocardii; Amphioxiformes; Branchiostomatidae
Exons: 18
Coding region: 24-2444 (806 amino acids)
Source: RefSeq, a predicted model, not a curated record